AUGCCGAAAUACGAGUGUCCGCUGUGCUUUCGCCGUUUCAAGCACGAGCACCACCUGGAGCAGCACCGAAGGUCGAAGUUUCGUUGCGCCAAAACCCGCAUGGGAUGCAGUUUGUUUUUAGCGCUGCCGAUAUUCGAGUGUCUGAGCUGCGCGAAAACUUACAAGCAUGCGCACAACCUGCGCCGCCACAUUAGGUACGAGUGCAACAAGAACCCGCAAUUCCGGUGCGACAUGUGCGACAAGGCAUACACGCAGAAGAGCAGCCUCAAGCACCAUUACUUUAUGGCCCACAAGAAACCUUUGGACCAUAUCGUUUUACCUUUCCGCCCUUGA
Molecule: messenger RNA, 333 nt
Organism: Cylas formicarius (sweet potato weevil)
Lineage: Eukaryota; Metazoa; Arthropoda; Insecta; Coleoptera; Brentidae
Product: protein krueppel-like
Exons: 2
Coding region: 1-333 (110 amino acids)
Source: RefSeq, a predicted model, not a curated record